Messenger RNA from Glycine soja, 1101 nucleotides. Its product is annotated as germin-like protein subfamily 1 member 1. Gene Ontology annotation, molecular function: manganese ion binding. Lineage: Eukaryota; Viridiplantae; Streptophyta; Magnoliopsida; Fabales; Fabaceae. Gene Ontology annotation, cellular component: cell wall. The record is from RefSeq and is a predicted model, not a curated record. The transcript has a single exon. Bases 126 to 788 code for a protein of 220 amino acids.
CCACCACCUGCUCUUUCUCUUGUACAUGUAUAUAUACAAUUUGGCUUAUGGUGUUAGAAUUCACACUAUAACAUAGGACAUAAAAUAUUAUUGUCCUUUGACUUGUUUCAUCAAUUAUAGCAAAAAUGAGAACCCAUUUUCACUCUCUCCCAUUGAUUUUUUUGUUCACCCUUUCCCUUCUAUUGGGUAAAACCCGACCCGACCCUGAUCCACUUCAAGAUUAUUGUGUAGCAGAUAGCAAAAGUGAAUUUUUCAUUAAUGGGGUGCCUUGCAUUGACCCAGAUAAAGUUUCCUCCUCCCAUUUUGUCACAUCUGCUUUAUCAAAAACUGGCAACACUAGCAACCAAUUUGGCUUCAGUGUCACAGCCACCACCACUGCUAAUCUUCCUGGGCUUAACACCUUGGGCCUGGUACUGGUCCGGGUUGACAUAGCGGGCAAUGGGAUCGUGCCACCUCACUCACAUCCACGGGCCUCGGAAGUGACAACUUGCCUUAAGGGAAUGCUUCUUGUGGGCUUUGUUGACACAAGUAACCGUGUCUUUACCCAGAACUUGAGGCCCGGUGAGUCGUUUGUGUUCCCAAAGGGCCUGGUCCACUUCUUGUUCAAUAGUGAUUCCAGGGAACCAGCAAUUGCCAUAUCCGGUCUCAAUAGCCAAAACCCAGGUGCACAAAUUGCAUCACUUGCAACAUUUGCUAGCAAGCCUCCAAUCCCUGAUGACAUUCUUAAGAAGGCUUUCCAAAUUUCCAAAGGAGAAGUGGAAACUAUUCGUAGAAACCUUGGAGGAUGAUUAAUUUGAUUAUGCUGCUCAUGGAGGUGAUCCAAUUAUGGUUACCAUUUUACCAAUGUACUUAAUUUCUUAUUGCAUUUUGUUUGGGAUCCUAGGUGGGAACAUGGGGUUAGAUUGGCAUAUUUAAAAUGUCAGAUUGUGUAUUUAAAAAUGAAAAGAAAGAGACAUACAAACCAUCAUGCCACAUUACAAUGUUUAAUAAUCAAAUUAAAAUCCAAUGGUUGAUCUGAGUCAUGUAUUGAAUAUUAUUGUGGAGUGAAGUAUGCUUGUCCUUUUUUUUUUUCCUCUUUGAUUGGAUUGAUCAGUUUUCCUA